AUGAGUGCAUUUAAGAGAGCUGCUAUCUGUCUUUUCCUACUGCUCAAUCUGAGCCAGAUGCCACUAUGCUUGAAAGCAGGGAAGAUCCUCGUUUGGCCAACUGAUUUUAGUCACUGGAUCAACGUUAAGGUCAUCGUAGAUGAACUGACAGCAAGAGGACAUAAUGUAACAGUCAUUACUCACAGUGCUACACCAUCUGUAAAGACCGAUCGGUCUUCAGGCUACAAUAUAGAGAUCAUAGAGGUGCCCUAUACCAAACAGGAUGUUUUCGAUUUUGUGAAUAAAAUGUUUGAGUACAGGAUAAAUGAAGUGCCAUAUGACAACACGUAUCAGGCCUUUCUGAAGAUAAAGGAGGUUGUUGACAAAGUUACAGAGCUGAAUCUGAUUAUGUGCAAGGAGCUAUUUGCACGUGAAGAUCUGCUAGAGAAGUGGAGAAAAGAACAGUUUGAUGUUUUUCUGACAGACACCAUGUAUACAUGCAGGACACUUCCAGCUCUCAAACUGAACCUGCCACUUAUCAUCAGUAUGAGGUAUAGUUUUGGGUAUUCUGUGGAGCGUCUUUGUGGGAAGUUGCCAGCCCCUGCCUCUUAUGUUCCAUCAGUCACCCUGGGCUUUACAAGUCAGAUGGAUUUCACACAGAGGAUGAAAAACAUACUGUAUAAUCUCUUUCAGGAUUUUAUUUUCACAUUUUACACAGCACCAAAGUGGGAUCAUUUGUAUAAGGAUAUUAUCGGUAGGUGA
This is a messenger RNA of Clarias gariepinus (North African catfish), 741 nucleotides long. Its product is annotated as UDP-glucuronosyltransferase 2B17-like. The transcript has a single exon. The coding region runs from base 1 to 741 and encodes 246 amino acids. Gene Ontology annotation, molecular function: UDP-glycosyltransferase activity. The record is from RefSeq and is a predicted model, not a curated record. Lineage: Eukaryota; Metazoa; Chordata; Actinopteri; Siluriformes; Clariidae.